Molecule: messenger RNA, 1827 nt
Organism: Echinostoma caproni
Lineage: Eukaryota; Metazoa; Platyhelminthes; Trematoda; Plagiorchiida; Echinostomatidae
Source: the annotation of a GenBank genome assembly
AUGUCGACCAUCGCCACUUACUUCAUUCUAUUUAUUGCUGAUAACAUCGCGAUUUCGGAUCGUGCACUGUCCGAGACGCACGAUCAAGGCAAUGGACCACAAGAUGAAGAGAGUAAUUAUAAAAACGUCAGCACAGUGUCUUCUGAUGGAGCCUCUGUUAUUGAAAACUCUGCGCGAAUUAGCUCGGAUUCAUCACAGUGUCAUUCGAUAACUCGCAGUCUUACCGCAACCACCAACACUACCGCGGUUGAUGGAACGGACGUCAAUGGAAUCGGAAAAGUCAGUCCAUUACGUCUGUCGCGGGUGGCGAAAACUGAUGUGACGCGAUCGGCGAGUAACACGCGUCAUUCAUCCGUGACACCUGUCUCCGAUCCUGAUCAUGGUAGUGCGCAUUCCAGUGUGGCAGAUUCUGGUCCGUCUGGGAAACACAGCCCAUCCUCAGUUACUUCAACUUACCCCUCCCCCCCUGGAUCGGUUUUGAGCACUGCCCGCAAUUGUCAUCUUACACCGCUCUCGGUCACUUGGAAUCCGCCAGUUCUGCAUUCUUCUCCUAAGAGUUUCGGAGAACACUGGACCUCUGGUUCUCGUCCAAACGGGGAAUCCUCGGUAUUGGAUUCUGGCGCCAACUCACAUCGUCGACCUCCCGAUGAUCGUUCACAGUCCGCUAUUGGAUCGCAGAACUCAAAAACGGCACCUUGUUAUCAGUUUAGCGUAGCUGCUUUGACGGACGAACCGGUCCGUUCUUCGCCAAACCAAACAAACCCGAUGGAAACGACUCCCAGUCCAACUAAGCCUCUGGGAAAGUCUAGCAGUCGGCGUUCUGGUCAACCCCGUGCUCGACCUUCCGCUCGCUUGUCUGUGCUUCACAGUCCUGUGCCGGCAAAUGACGAAAACUCCCAUGUACAUUCCUUCCCUUCAGGGUUUCUACCGACCGCACCACGGAGCGGUUCCACUUCUCCGUUUUCUCAUGGACAACCACACGGGUAUCACAGACAGAACAUACAGGACAAAACUCCAGGCUCUCUUUCAUAUACUAACAACCAAACCCCUUCAGAAUCCAACCGAUUGUCAGGUGAACAUUCAGGAAUGUCGCGGUCAAUGACACAUCAUCGUGCAGACAGAUCGCAUUCAUUCAAUUCGGAAACUCCUAAAUUUUCUUCUCCUCCUUCAUUGUCCACCUUUCCGAUGGAUCGGCCUUCACCCGUUGCAGGUCUUAAUUCUGAUCUACCCACGGUGCAGGGGCCGUUUCCGCCACCACAUACAUUGCCUCCGCCGCGGCCCAUGCUUCAAAACAACUCCAGUAUCGGAGGUACCAGUAGUGGGACCCUAAUUGAUCCUCACCUCACCGUUCCGGACCCGCGAUUAUUGCAGCAAAUGCUCGGGGUUGAUUUGAAUGUGGCUACACAACUUCUUAAAGAUCCACGGUUCAAAGAACUGUAUUCGUUGACCAUGGCCAAUUUAACCUCGACUGAAAGAAAGUCCAGUCCGGUUGUUCCGCCAGUUACUAGCCCUCCAUGUGCUCGACAGAUCGGUCCAUCUGGGAGUCGUGCAGUCGAAAACGAAUUGCCCACCAGCGUAUCUUCAUCUUUAAAUGCCUUGGUCAAAUUAGCCUCCACGGACCUUGUGUCUCCAGCGUCCCUCGAUAUGCUACUGCGCCUUCGUUCCACUCCGGAUUCACAUCAAGUUUGUCUUGGUAGUUCUCGAUCCGGUCCAACGAGUGAGUAUGCCGAAAAAUGUAGUUCAUCAUGCAUCAUUUCACCGCACUUCCCGACAAUUUCUUUCCAUGACAAACAAAUACAAGUUUUUUUAUCAUACACCACUGCAUGA